Messenger RNA from Anarrhichthys ocellatus (wolf-eel), 5624 nucleotides. RefSeq names its product protein kinase C, delta a (gene prkcda). The coding region runs from base 2713 to 4782 and encodes 689 amino acids. Gene Ontology annotation, molecular function: ATP binding; diacylglycerol-dependent serine/threonine kinase activity. Gene Ontology annotation, biological process: protein phosphorylation. The transcript is spliced from 17 exons. Lineage: Eukaryota; Metazoa; Chordata; Actinopteri; Perciformes; Anarhichadidae. The record is from RefSeq and is a predicted model, not a curated record.
CUGUUUUUAGUCAAGGUUUUCACAAGAGUUAAGGUCUUCUAACGUGUGGAGUUUGUAAAAAGUUGCUCAUUGUCUCAAUGAAACGAACUGUAACGGCAACUCGUUCAACCGUAACCGUUAACUUACAGUAGUAACGUAAACACAAUGUCGACGCCGUUUAUAGUUCCAUUGCAACAUUGUCACUACCUAGCGUUGACUGGUCGUUCUGAUUGAAAUUAUAAUCGCAAACCAACUUUGUUCGGAUAGCGUCGCUUCGUGUAAUUAAUCUGACAUGCGAUGGAAUCUGUGACCUGUUUCAUGGGCGCCGCGGGGUCCACUGAGGAAACAAGCCUGCAUUGGUUGUACAGGUGAAGUGUUAGGACUAUGGUAACUGCUCGAUACUGGCUACCACUUGUAAUGUGUACCCAUCUCAAUGCGGUCACGUUUAACUAGCUAUAGUAUGCAGAGUGUGGGGCCAUGGUGGCAAUGUGGAAUUCCAGUUCAGGUCACAGAAUAUCACGGGUCACAGAAUACGUUAUAACGCCGGUUGUGAGGAGGAAUGCGGGCAGGUCUGGACUGCAAAGAAGAAAGAAAGUUUAUUUUUUUAAAUAUAAAACUUUUACAUUUAUAUGUAAUGAAGCAAAUCCGGUUGCAAACUGUUGUCUGAUACCGAAGUGAGGUGACAUCUUCGUUUAUCAACCACCUCCGUUAGAGUAAGAAAAUCAGGUGCACUUACUGAUUCUCGGUUGAUGUUUGAUUCUCUUCAAAUGGCUCGUGGUCAUAGAUGUAACGUUAGUGUGCAAAUCACUAUAACAGCUUCACUGUACUUUAUGACUACUGUGGUGUUUUGUACAGGGUGUUUGUAGCAGAUCACUGUACAAGCUCCCUCUCUUUUUCUGUGUUUUACUUCUCUCUUUUCUCCCGGUCACAGAGGGGUAUACCCCUCCCUGUUUCUCCUUAAUUUAAAUAAAACAGCUACAACUGUAUAAUAUACAUCCAAAGCCUGUAUUAUAGCUGCCUAUCUUUUUUUUUUUUUUUAAGAUAUGAAUUUCAAAUGCAUGCAAACAUGCCCAAAUAAAGAAUUGUCUUAAGUGUUAUUACAUAGCCCAAAUUCUAGGUGUCAUAGUAUAAUUUAAACUUUGUAGUAGUACUUGUUAGGCUUACAAACACACCUUUGUGUCGGUCAUAAUGCUGGUAUCAGGAAGUAGGUAGAAUACAAAUGAAUAGUAGGAAGUUAGGUGGAAGUUUGCAAGUUACAUUAUAACGGUGCAUGGGACAUAACUACUGACUUUAACAGAUGGACCAAAUCGAAACUGCACAUGGCCAAUUUGCUAAGUAAUCAAUCACGACCGACCUCAAUAACACAGUGUGCUUGCUAUUGAUUAACUCCAACCAAAACCCUGACAUCACAGCUAACAGCAGCAGUGGGUGAGUGAAUAUGGUCGUUCAUCACCAUUCCUUCUUAGUAUGUACUUUUUUCUUCCUUGUGUUUUUUUUUGUGUCUUUCUUUUCUGGUCUCAGAGUGGGCGGUUCAGGGUUCAGGAUUGUGAAUACCAGCUAGGCCUACUGCGGUGUGCUGCAUGCUUGUAUUUGGGUUAGCGGCAUGUUGAGGCCUGCUCUGCCUUUGUGAUACAGGAAAACACCACCACUGUUGCAGCUGCAACCUUGUCAGAUACUACACACAAGAAAACACAGCGACAGAGGCUCAAAUGAUGUAGGCACAUUUUACAUUGUGGUUGUUAUUGAGGGGUGGGCAAAACAUGCAAGACAACAACUGAAGUGCCUGGCCAACAUGUGAGAUUGAUGGGCGUCCAUUUUUUUGCAUUGCACAUACGGAAACUAGCGGUGCUGUUACAGCAAAAGUUGUGGUUCCAUCUGUACCACAAGUAAGCUCAUGCAACCAGUAAAUCACACAUGUAACAGCUAGUGCCCAGCAUGUAGGGGGAUAUUGAUCUCUCGCCAAUAUAUCAGCAUAUAUUUCACCUUAAAUGCACAAGAAUGCAACUAGUGUCCAUCAUCUUUAAUGUAACGAGUUUUCAAUAUUUAUGUCUCAAACUGUUAAAUUCUUUUAACUAGCAGUGGGAAAAUCUUAAAGUAUUCAAUUUGCCAGCACAUGCCUAAUCCCAAAACAUUUUUUCUUUUUAUCCCGAACAAUCAGCUUUGGAAUCAGAUACAAAACACAUUCACUAGUCAGUCCUCCACACAAAAACAGGUGCUGUUGACGGAGGUGUAAAAGUGCUUUGUGUCCCUCCUCCGUGGGGUUGUGACUGAGUAGAAAUGUCUCAAAAUUAGAUAACAAAGAACAAAUGUGACCGUGGUCUAUUCUGUAUACACAACAUCUAUUGUACAAGUAGUCUACCUGUCCUGGAAGAGGGAUUCCUUCUGUUGCGCUUCCUGAGUUUUCUUCCAGUUCUUUUCUCUGUUUACAUUUUUGCUUUGCCUCGCUGACACAGUGAUCUACUGUUUUGUGUGCGGGUCUCUGACAGGAUGUCAGGAAUAUUCUCUGAUAUUGUUUUGUCUCACAAUGUAAAUACUGGAACACUUAUCUUGAUGCUUAACUGUGAACACAGAGUGUUGCUGCAGAAUAUGCACCAGUGUGUGUGUUUAAGCAAUAAGUGGCUAUAAUAACCAACUACCUGUGUGCGUAACUAACAUGUCAUUAUAGAUACAUCUCACCAGGGUAACGCUGUGUUUGUCCAUCUCUGAAAGCAGGUGACCUUGGUACUUGGCACCAUGGCUCCUUUCUUGAGGAUCGCCUUCAACUCGUACGACUUGGGCAUCAUGCACCCUCUGGUUGACGCACCUUUCUGUGCAAUCAAGAUGAAGGAAGCCUUGACAACUGAACGAGGUAAGACCCUGGUUCAGCGCAAACCAACCAUGUACCCGGCCUGGAAGGCCAGUUUUGAUGCGCACAUCUAUGAGGGCCGUGUGCUCGAGAUACUGUUGAUGAAGACAGCGGAGAAGCCUCUGGCUGAGGUCACUGUCGGAGUGUCUGUCCUUGCUGAGCGCUGCAAGAAAGCCAACGGGCGCACUGAGUUCUGGGUGGAUCUCCAUCCGUCUGGCAAAGUGAUGAUGGCUGUGCAGUACUUUCUGGAGGGAGUGGAUACAGAGAAUAAGCAGGCUGCCAAGGAGGAGGAGGAGACUCCUAACCUGAACCGUAGACGAGGGGCCAUCAAGCAGGCCAAGAUCCACUUCAUAAAGAACCACGAGUUCAUUGCCACGUUUUUCAGGCAGCCCACUUUCUGCUCCGUGUGCAGAGAAUUUGUCUGGGGACUCAACAAGCAAGGCUAUAAAUGCAGACAAUGCAAUGCAGCCAUCCACAAGAAAUGCAUCGACAAAAUCAUCGGCAGGUGUACUGGCACUGCUGCCAACAGUCGCGAUACUGUGUUCCAGAAGGAGCGCUUUAAGAUUGACAUGCCGCACCGUUUCAAGAACCACAACUACAUGAGUCCAACCUUCUGCGACCACUGUGGAAGUCUGCUGUGGGGUCUUGUCAAACAAGGCCUGAAGUGCGAAGACUGUGCCAUGAAUGUCCAUCACAAGUGUCAGGCUAAAGUAGCCAACCUUUGUGGUAUCAAUCAGAAACUACUAGCUGAAGCACUCACACAAGUCAGCCAGAAAUCGUCCACCCGCCGCUCAGAUCCAAACCUGGAUCCCAACCUGUCUGAUCUGCCUGAUAUUGGAAUCUACGAUGAAGUUAGCAAGCUCGCUGGACUGGAGAUCAAUGAUGGAUCUCCCUAUGGCAGACUGUGGGAGGGGGCCAACUCGCGGCCUCAGUCUCGUAUCACCCAUUUGACCCGCAUCAACGUGGACAACUUCGUCUUCCACAAGGUCUUGGGAAAAGGCAGCUUUGGCAAGGUUCUCCUGGCAGAGCUAAAGGGUCGUGGUGAGUACUUUGCAGUGAAGGCUUUGAAGAAAGAUGUGGUGCUGAUGGAUGACGAUGUGGAGUGCACUAUGGUGGAGAAGAGGGUCUUGGCUUUAGCCUGGGGAAACCCCUUCCUCACACACCUUUACUCCACCUUCCAUACCAAGGAGCAUCUGUUCUUUGUGAUGGAGUAUCUGAACGGAGGAGACCUGAUGUUUCAUAUUCAGGAGAAAGGACGCUUUGAACUUUACAGAACCACGUUCUACUCUGCUGAGAUCGUUUGUGGUCUUCAGUUCUUACAUACCAAAGGGGUCAUCUACAGAGAUCUUAAGUUAGACAAUGUGAUGCUGGAUCAGGACGGGCACAUAAAGAUAGCCGACUUUGGCAUGUGCAAGGAGAAUGUGUUUGGAGAGAAUCGAGCCACAACUUUCUGCGGUACUCCUGACUAUAUCGCUCCAGAGAUCCUGCUGGGUCAGAAAUACUCAUUCUCCGUUGACUGGUGGUCAUUUGGGGUGUUGGUGUACGAAAUGCUGGUUGGUCAGUCGCCUUUCCACGGAGAUGAUGAGGAUGAGCUAUUUGAGUCCAUCCGCAUGGACACUCCCCACUAUCCCCGCUGGAUCAACAAGGAGGCCAAGGACCUGCUUGAGCGGAUGUUUGAGAGAGACCCAACUCACAGGCUAGGAAUCGUGGGUAAUAUUCGUUCACACACGUUCUUCAACAACAUCAACUGGCAGGCCUUGGAGAGGAGAGAGGUUGAACCCCCCUUCAAACCCAAAGUGAAAGCACCGAAUGAUUGUAGCAACUUUGAUCGGGAGUUCCUCAGUGAGAAGCCUCGUCUCUCCUACAGCGAUAAGAACUUCAUAGACUCCAUGGAUCAGACGGCAUUCGCUGGCUUUUCAUUCAUCAACCCUGAGAUGGAGCACCUUUUAGAAAAGUGACUGUUGUGAUGACAUCCAGACCUGGGUUACAUGUCUACUGCUUACGGACAGUUUCCUGAUUCUUUCACAUUCUUAAACUUACAAACGAGUGAGCUGUUCCCCUAUCAGUAUUUGUGUGUCUUUAUUUCAAGCAGAAACUAUUCUCUUUGGGUACGUGUAGAAAUGAUCAGAGUAGAAAGAGCCCAUGUACUGUACAUAUUGUCGUCAUUGUGUUUGUGUGCAUGCUUAUUAUUUGUCUAGGUUGUUUAGGCAUUUUUGAGUAAUAAUAAUAAUAAUAGGGCGGGAGGCUGAAAAUCCUUACAUUCCACUUGACGUCACCGCUACCAUCACAGCCAUCGUGUCUCUUUUUGUAACAUUCAAUUCAACCCAACUGGGGAUGAAAAAUUAUGAAGAGGAAAAGAAACCUAUAGGAAUAAAUUCUACUGUAUACUUGGAGUUUGUGUGAAUGAGUUGAAUGCACGUAUAGAAAUCUCAGACCAACAUAAACCUAACUAUCUUUAAAUAUAGAUAAAUAAUGAAUGUUAUCUGUCUUUGAAACAUCAUAAUUAUUUAAUUUGGAUGACUCAUGUUUUGCUGACAAAGAAGACCUUGUGGCGAUUGACUCUCCAGUGCCAUGUAAAGAACAUUUUUUAACAGAGAAACUGAAAGGCCCUGUCUGUGUACAAGGCAUGUAGUGGAUGCAAAAGGUCACGUAUGGUACAUGACUUCAAACAGCGGGGAGUCACUGAAAUGCUGUAUAUAGACAAUGUGUAUGUAUAUUGUUGUAACAUGUAUAUUGGUUAGCAAAGGAUGUACUUUUUUUACUGUCUCCAUCUUUUACAUCUGAUUAAAAAAACAUCAAC